Molecule: messenger RNA, 897 nt
Organism: Brettanomyces nanus
Lineage: Eukaryota; Fungi; Ascomycota; Pichiomycetes; Pichiales; Pichiaceae
Exons: 1
Coding region: 1-897 (298 amino acids)
Source: RefSeq, a predicted model, not a curated record
AUGUCUGCAUUUUCUGAUAAAAACUUCGAUGCUCAUCAGUACUCCAGUUUCCGACCAACUUACCCGUCGGAGCUCUAUGAGAUGCUGAUCCGGUACCACUCCAAGGGGAACGAUGGCCAAUUGAACACAAUUCUAGACCUUGGAUGUGGUCCAGGUGAAGCAUCGAUCCCUCUAUUGAGACAAUGUACCGGCAAGAUUGUCGCCACUGAUUUGUCAUCUACAAUGAUUGAAGUUGCCAAGACCAAUUUUCAAAAGGCAUUAACAGAGUUGCAUCUUACCAAUCAACCAGCAGUCACUGUGGCAGUCUCUCCAAGCGAAGAUGUUUCUAGUGUGCUUCCUGAAGAUGGUACUGUGGACUUGGUAGUGGCUGCCGAAUGUGUACAUUGGUUCCAAUGGGAUAAAUGGCUCACUGAGAUGAACCGAGUGUUGAAAGAAGGAGGUACGUUAGCCUAUUUUGCCUACUGUGACCCUGUGUUUGUUGGAAACUCGAAAAUGGAUGAAAUCUAUGAAAGAUUCACUUGCGAGAGUGGAGAGUUGGUCGGACCAUACUGGCAGCAGCCUGGAAGAUCUCGUUUAAGGCAUCUUUGCAAAGAGUUAAACGAUAUAGUGCUUGCAGAUGGACGAUUCACCGAUGUUAGGGUAGAGUAUUAUGAACCAUUGAAAAACCCCAGUAAAAAGGAGAAGAUGGUAAUUGAACGCAACUACACUAUGGAAGCAUUUAUGAAAUAUGUGGACACUUGGAGCGCCUCGCACAGAUGGAACAUGGCACAUAAUGGGAAAGAUGAAAAUGCAGCCGAAACCUUUUACAAAAUAGUCCAUCAAGAAUUAGGAUGGACCAAGCAGACAGAGUUCCCAGUGUCGUGGAAAACAAUGUAUGUCUUUGCCAGGAAGUUAUAG